AAAUUAUUUCUCCCCGCCAUCUCGCGUCCAUCUCAAUAUCCAGCACAACACCAUUCAAUUAGACUAUGCCUGUAUAUCUCGCCCUUUCCACCGAAUCUCUAUUAACUUGCUAACGAAACUCUCAGUUAAUAAUACUUUCCGGGUACCCAACGUCGGGCAAAACUUAUCGCGCAAAACAACUCCAAGAAUACCUCACAUCCCGAAUAUCCUCACUGCCCGCAACCUCUCCAAAUUCUUCCUUGCGCGUCCACCUCAUAUCGGACCACACGCUCUCAAUACCGCGACGAGUCUACAACCUAGAAUCGAAAGAUCAGCAUGAGCGCUCCAACAACUCCUCCGAGAAGGACGCUCGCGCAACCAUAUACGGCGCGGUAAAACGGGUGCUCAGCAAUAAGGACAUCGUGAUUCUGGAUGGCGGUAAUUAUAUCAAGGGAUGGAGGUAUCAGUUAUAUUGCGAAUCAAAGGCUGUGAGGACACCUCAUUGCGUUGUGCAUGUUGGUACGAGUGUAGAUGCAGCACGCGCGGUCAAUGAAUCGCGGCUUGCGGAGGAUAGUGAGGGGAAGGGUGAAGAGGAUCUUCCAUACGAAAAAGAGUGCUGGGAGAACUUGGUGUUUAGAUAUGAGGAGCCGAAUGCUUUUGCGCGGUGGGAUAGUCCGUUAUUCACAGUAGUCUGGGACGAUGAAACGCCGCCUGGAGAUGCGAUUUGGGAUGACAUAAUUGGAUCCGAUGCGGAGGGUGGGAAGAAAACUGUGAAGCCAAAUGCGGCAACGGUUCUGAAAGCUCCAAGUAGUGAAGAUUAUCUUUACGAGCUAGAUAGAACGACACAGAACAUUCUAAAUCGAAUCCUGGAAUGGUCGAAAGAUCAUCCCGGAGAAGGAGGCGGCGAGUUGAAUGUGGGAGAAGGAAAGGGAGAGGAACUGAAAGUCGAGUUGCCUGCGAAUUCUGUGGGCUUGCCAGCUUUGCAGAGGAUUCGCAGGCAGUAUAUUGGAUUGAAUAGGUCCAACGCUAUUCCGAUGAAGAGGAUCAAGGAGAGCUUCGUCGCGUACUUGAAUGACUCUUUUGAGUCUUUCUAGGGGUUGUAACGAAGGAGUGUUCAGAAGAAAGAAUUUCUUUGAAGGCUAUGCAUUAUGGAUUUAGAUGAGAUACCCAGGCGUUUAUAGUCUUUCGAUGUAGGAUACUCACAAACUUUCGUCGGAUUCUUUUACAAUUUAU
Messenger RNA from Hymenoscyphus albidus, 1212 nucleotides. NCBI's taxonomy places the organism in Eukaryota, Fungi, Ascomycota, Leotiomycetes, Helotiales, Helotiaceae. The record is from the annotation of a GenBank genome assembly.